AUGCUUGCGUAUGAACCGACUGACGUAGUAGAUAAUAAGUUUGUUUACCUGAGCAGCUGUAUCAGUCCAGGUGGUCUCGCGAAAGAUGAUAUUUCAGUCCUGAUCGAGAGGACCAGAACAGCUAUUUUAAAUAUCAAGUUUACAAUGCUGCGGUGCGCUCCAUAUCAACAUACGGAAGCUGAGCGCCGAGGAUGUCAGUGUUUGACCUUAGGUGUCUUCGAAGCAUUGCGAGGUAAACGUUCACGUCAAAACAACCAUCAAAGGUGCACAAGGUUUAUUAAUGCCCAAAACGAAUUCAGGAACAGUUGUACAGCGCUUCGUAUAUAUAGCGUAGGCGGUUACAACUUUCUGGAAUUUCUGACGCGUUCUGGAUGUGACAUUGGCAACCGGCAUUUGGCCAACACUGGAUCUCGUCUUGCUGCCGGACCGGCAGGCGUCCCGAAUUCUUGGCCAGUCUCAUGCGGACUAGGCCUAUCGGCCAUAGCCGCGCCUGAAGACGUGCGGUAUAGCGGGAUCCGUGUGGAUUCCUGCCUAACAGUAGUCAUCAACGAAAAGUGUUUUCACCUGUUCAGAGAGGAACAACAGCCUCCUCUACCAGGGUAUCUAAACAAAGACAACGGAGUCGACUUAUCAAGGCUGGUUAUCGGUGUGAAGGGUGAUGACAAUCCGAGUCAGUCGCUCAGAAUUGCGUUUGAGCGGCGAGAAGUUGUAACGCUUUGGAUUUCGCCCGUGUAUCUGUUAUCCAAACUUGUUCAUUGUUUUAUAAGCAUUGGGCUGACAAGCGAGAGGACGAUAGAUCAAGCAGAACACAGAGUGGAUAGUACGAAAAGGAAGGCAUCCGAAAAAAAAGAUGAUCGUUCAGCUGUAGCACCCUUUCGGUGCCUAGCUGCCAUGCAACCCGAAGGAAGCACGAGGUCUGGGAUACAGCCAGGUUGCCCAAGCCUAGACAGGGGAAGUCGAGAGGCAGAGGUUGGGUUCGAACCACGGACCUUCCGGUCAGUAAAUUCGCGCCCUAACCACUUCGGCUAUCUGACUUCCUGUAGAUGUUGUAGGCGCAGUGCCCUGGAAACAUCAAAACCGAGAGAUUCGGCUGGGUUUCAGUUCCCCAUCCGCUGUUUGAACAAUCUGGUGCGACUGUACGGUGGUUCUCAUCUCCGCAACCUCAGUCAUUGGGCACUAGUGGCUAACUCAACUUUAGUGAGACGUAACACACUACCCGUAAGGUUGCUGAAAACUACUCGGCAGUCCACGAAUGGUUUCACCUUUGCCGGUGGGGGGGCACUCCCUAAGUCGCUGUUCUACCUGAACUAA
Opisthorchis viverrini is the source of this 1311-nucleotide messenger RNA. RefSeq lists its product as hypothetical. The transcript has 7 exons. The record is from RefSeq and is a predicted model, not a curated record. The coding region runs from base 1 to 1311 and encodes 436 amino acids. Lineage: Eukaryota; Metazoa; Platyhelminthes; Trematoda; Opisthorchiida; Opisthorchiidae.